UUUAAAAGCCAAAUAUAUUUCUCCACCAUCAAAAAGAUAUCUCGGAGAAAAAAAAUUAAUCCAUGGCUCAAACCAUGCUGCUCAUGUCUAGUACUUGUGUUUCAACUAGCCAUGUAGUGAACUUGAAGCGAGACCUCCCUUUACUCCAUUUCCAAGCUCAAGGAUUAAAGCCUAAACCCUUCUCUCAUUUCUUAUUCAAUCCACUCUCUAAUGGAGUUGCUACUUCAUCUAAAGCUUUUACCACUUUUGCAGUCUUCAAAUCAAGGACCAAAGCAGCUCCCAAGAAGGUUGAACCAAAGCCAAAGCCAAAGGUUGAAGAUGGAAUCUUUGGCACCUCAGGAGGGAUUGGUUUUACCAAGCAAAAUGAGCUCUUUGUGGGACGUGUUGCCAUGCUUGGCUUUGCUGCAUCCUUGUUGGGUGAAGCAAUCACAGGAAAAGGAAUUCUAGCACAGUUGAACCUGGAGACUGGAAUUCCAAUUUAUGAAGCUGAACCCCUUCUUCUCUUCUUCAUUCUUUUCACCCUCCUUGGAGCAAUAGGAGCUUUGGGUGACCGAGGUAGCUUUGUUGAUGACCCUCCUACAGGGGUUGAAGGGGCAGUUAUCCCUCCUGGCAAAGGCAUCAGGGGCGCAUUGGGUCUCAAGGAAGGAGGUCCAUUGUUUGGAUUCACAAAGGCAAAUGAGCUCUUUGUGGGAAGAUUGGCUCAGCUGGGCAUUGCCUUCUCAUUGAUAGGAGAAAUUAUUACAGGGAAGGGAGCACUAGCACAACUAAACAUUGAGACAGGAAUUCCCAUUAACGAUAUCGAACCCCUUGUCUUGUUCAACGUUGCCUUCUUCUUCUUUGCUGCUAUAAAUCCCGGGACUGGUAAAUUUGUUACAGAUGAAGAUGAAGAGUAGUUGCUGUUUGUUCUUACAGAUUUUCUAAGCAAUUUGUAAAAUCAUGAUACUGUUUUUCUCUCCCUUUUUCUCAUGUCACUUUGUUUGCAUCAAUGGAAUUUUCUU
Molecule: messenger RNA, 998 nt
Organism: Durio zibethinus
Lineage: Eukaryota; Viridiplantae; Streptophyta; Magnoliopsida; Malvales; Malvaceae
Product: photosystem II 22 kDa protein, chloroplastic-like
Source: RefSeq, a predicted model, not a curated record